Molecule: messenger RNA, 1491 nt
Organism: Prunus armeniaca (apricot)
Lineage: Eukaryota; Viridiplantae; Streptophyta; Magnoliopsida; Rosales; Rosaceae
Source: the annotation of a GenBank genome assembly
AUGUCGAGGAAGAUGCUUAUUGAUGGUGAGGUGAGCCAGCCUAAUGAAGGAGAGGUCCACUAUGACUUCGACUUGUUCGUUAUUGGGGCUGGAAGCGGCGGUGUCCGUGCCUCCAGAUUUUCCGCUAAUUUUGGAGCAAAGGUUGGGAUAUGUGAGCUUCCAUUUCAUCCUAUCAGCUCAGAAGUAGUUGGAGGAGUUGGUGGAACAUGUGUCAUUCGUGGUUGUGUUCCCAAAAAGAUCCUGGUGUAUGGAGCAUCUUUUGGUGGUGAAAUCGAGGAUGCCAGGAAUUAUGGGUGGGAAGUGAAUGAGAAAGUUGAUUUCAACUGGAAGAAACUUUUGCAUAAGAAGACGGAGGAAAUAAUUCGAUUAAAUGGAAUAUACAAGCGUUUAUUGUCGAAUGCUGGGGUUAAAUUGUUUGAAGGAGAGGGGAAGAUAGUUGGUCCCAACGAAGUUGAGGUGACACAGCUAGAUGGCACUAAAUUGAGCUAUUCAGCCAAGCACAUAUUGAUUGCAACUGGCAGUCGGGCUCAACGACCUGCUAUUCCUGGGCAGGAAUUGGGUAUAUCAUCUGAUGAAGCAUUGAGUUUGGAGGAGUUACCUAAACGUGCUGUGGUGCUUGGCGGAGGGUACAUUGCUGUUGAGUUUGCUUCAAUAUGGCGUGGGAUGGGUGCUUCAGUGGAUCUAUUCUUCAGAAAGGAACUUCCAUUGAGAGGUUUUGAUGAUGAAAUGAGGGCAGCGGUUGCACGGAAUCUGGAAGGAAGGGGAAUUGAUCUACACCCACAGACAAAUUUGACAGAGUUGAUAAAAACAGAGGAUGGCAUAAAAGUUAUCACGGAUCAUGGUGAAGAGCUGAUAACAGAUGUUGUACUGUUUGCCACUGGUCGAGCUCCCAAUACAAAGAGGUUGAAUUUGGAAGCCAUAGGUGUGGAACUUGAUAAAACAGGAGCUGUGAAGGUAGAUGAGUAUUCACGUACCAACAUACCUAGCAUAUGGGCUGUCGGUGAUGUUACAAACCGAGCAAACCUUACCCCUGUGGCUUUAAUGGAGGGAACUUGCUUCGCAAAAACUGUUUUUGGUGACCAACCUAGCAAACCGGAUCACCGCGAUAUACCCUGUGCAGUGUUUUGCAUUCCACCUCUUUCUGUUGUGGGCCUUAGUGAAGAACAGGCAAUAGAACAAGCCAAAGGUGAUAUAUUGGUCUUCACAUCGACCUUCACUCCAAUGAAGAACACUGUAUCUGGACGACAAGAAAAGACAAUUAUGAAGCUUCUUGUUGAUGCUGAGACAGAUAAAGUUAUUGGGGCAUCCAUGUGUGGGCCAGAUUCACCUGAGAUUGUGCAGGGCAUUGCUAUUGCACUGAAGUGUGGGGCAACCAAGGCACAGUUUGACAGUACGGUGGGAAUACACCCUUCUGCAGCAGAGGAAUUUGUGACAAUGCGUUCAGUGACGAGGCGUAUUGCUGCAGGUAGCAAACCAAAGACAAAUCUAUAA